GCAGUCCGCAUUUCCAUUUUUAUCUUCUCCACUUUCCAAUGGGCACUCUUGGUUCGACCACCACUCUCUCUCCGUACUUCUCCUCCAAGCUCUCCUUUUCCUCUUCGUUUCACCGGCUCCGCUUCAGCACCUCCAGAUCGUUCCUCUCUAUCUUCAGAAACCCUAGCUUUCGUGCGAAACGCAGUGUUUCAACAGACACUCGUCUUCAAGUCAGCGCGUCGUCCACGCUUGGUGCACCAAACGAAGAAAUGGAGACUUCUUCUUUUGGUUUGGUUGGAGAGAAUGACCUUCUGAUUGUUGGACCUGGUGUUCUUGGGCGCUUGGUAGCGGAAAAAUGGCGGGAGGAACAUCCAGGAUGUCAAAUUCAUGGUCAAACUAUGACUACAGAUCAUCAUGAUGAAUUGGUUAAAAUGGGGAUAAAUCCAUCUUUGAAGGGAGUGAAAACAACUCAUCAGUUUCCAUAUGUCAUUUUCUGUGCUCCACCCUCCCGCACCUCAGACUACCCUGGGGAUGUUAGGUUGGCUGCAUCAAACUGGAGUGGUGAAGGUUCUUUCCUAUUCACAUCUAGUUCUGCACCAUUUGAUUGCAAUGACAAUGGAUCAUGUGAUGAGGAUGGUCCUGUAGUGCCAAUUGGGAGGAGUCCUAGAACAGAUGUCCUUCUAAAUGCAGAAAAAGUAGUACUGGAGUUUGGUGGAUGUGUUCUUAGAUUGGCAGGACUUUACAAAGCAGAUAGAGGUGCACAUGUUUAUUGGUUGGAGAAAGGGACUGUUGAAGCCCGCCCUGAUCACAUCCUCAAUCUUAUACACUAUGAGGAUGCAGCUUCUCUAGCAGUUGCAAUUUUGAAGAAGAAACGGCAUGGUCAGAUUUUCUUGGGUUGUGAUAAUCAUCCCGUAUCCAGGCAGGAAUUAAUGGACUUGGUUAAUAAAAGCGGGAAAUUCAGUAAAAAGUUUGAGGCUUUUACAGGAACUAGUGAUCCUUUGGGUAAGAGAUUAAACAACUCAAAAACUCGUGAGGAAAUAGGAUGGCAGCCUAAAUAUCCAAGCUUCUCGCAGUUCCUUGAGAGUAUCUGAGUAACUGCUGCUUCUAUUUUGUCUUUGGAUUUAAUCCAAGUACGGUGCAAAAAGCACAUGGGUUGCUUGAAGAUGGAGUUGCUGACCUUUCUUUUCUUGGCUUACACGGCAAAAUCCUGCUGCAGCUAAAAAUGUGUCAAUAGUCAACAUGUAAAUGUGAUCACUAGUUACCUUGUGAAAAAAUAUCGUUUGGCACACAUAUAAUUGUCCCAUGGACAUUUGCUUGAGUUCAUAAUUCUUACCUUGUCUAGGAUACGCUUUACACCC
Molecule: messenger RNA, 1337 nt
Organism: Vitis riparia (riverbank grape)
Lineage: Eukaryota; Viridiplantae; Streptophyta; Magnoliopsida; Vitales; Vitaceae
Exons: 9
Coding region: 39-1070 (343 amino acids)
Source: RefSeq, a predicted model, not a curated record